AUGGCCGCCGCGACAACGACAACCCUGGACAAUGAGCGUAGUCCGCUGCUCCCACGCCACGAGGACGACGCACACAGCGAACCGCCGACCGAGGCAGAAGACGACGACGAGCAAACGACUGAGAGCAUGGCUUGGGCACGACGGAAUCAGUGGAUUGUGCUCGCCGUUGCGAGCGGCGCCUGCGCUGCUUUCAACGGCGUGUUUGCAAAGUUGACCACAACUGAGCUCACAACGACAAUAUCCCAAGCAAUCUCCAACUUUCUUCAUCUUCAAGAUAUCGAAGGCGCCUUUGAGGUUGUCAUGCGAGCAGUCUUUUUCGGUCUCAACCUCGUGUUCAACGGCAUCAUGUGGACUCUCUUCACAAAAGCACUGGCCAAGGGCCAGUCGACCACGCAGGUGUCCAUCAUGAACACGUCCUCCAACUUUGUCAUCACCGCCAUGCUUGGCUUCGUCAUCUUCUCCGAAUCGCUGCCGCCGCUCUGGUGGGUCGGCGCCGCCAUGCUCGUCGCCGGCAACGUCAUCAUCGGCCGCAAAGACGAGGAGGCGGACAAGUCUGGCGACUAUGCGCCGGUGCCGCAGCAACCGGGUCUCGCUCCCGUCCCGCUGGACGGCGGUGAUGAGGACAAGGAUUCAGAGGACGAGGAUAUUGUCGAUUUGGGUGACUUGAACUCUGCGGAAUACCGUGCUUGA
Messenger RNA from Colletotrichum fioriniae, 690 nucleotides. RefSeq lists its product as uncharacterized. The record is from RefSeq and is a predicted model, not a curated record. Lineage: Eukaryota; Fungi; Ascomycota; Sordariomycetes; Glomerellales; Glomerellaceae.